Molecule: messenger RNA, 2511 nt
Organism: Prorocentrum cordatum
Lineage: Eukaryota; Dinophyceae; Prorocentrales; Prorocentraceae
Source: the annotation of a GenBank genome assembly
AUGAACAGAGCCCGCAUGAAGGCAUUGAAGGCGUUCCUGAGCAGGCCUUGGGUUAAACAGAAGCUGCACGAGGCGCUCAAAGAGUUCAACCAUGCAUCGUACAAGCGCCUGUGCGACGCAGUGGCCGACGUUUCCCUCCAGAGCAACAAGCGUUGCGACGAGCUGCACGAGAAGAUCAGGAAGCUCAGGGGGCAGCUCUCUAAAGAGACCCAGAAGGCACAGGACCAGGGCGAGCAGGUCAAGCAGCUGCAGAAGGAGAACCAACGGCUCGCGAAGGAGAACAAGCAGCAGGGGGAGCUCCUCGAGAAGCAGCAGGCUGAGCUUGACAAGGCCCAGGCUGCGCUUAAGGCCAGCCAGGAGUCUCCUGUGAUGGCGAACGUUCAGGCAAUGGGGAUGACCUCCCUUGGCAAGGCCAUGGAGCGCCCGAACCACACCGAAGACGUCCUCCACCGCACGUUCGCGGUUGCGAAUGCGAAGAAGCUCGCCGUGGCGCUCGCGGAAUCGAUGAUGGUCGGCCCAAUCGACAGGCCAGGCAGCUCGACCGUGUGGGACUUGCCCAUCAAGCACUGGGAGGGCCGAACCCAGAAGACAACCAGCUACGUCGUUGACGUAGUCUCGUCCCCAGGAGAUCUGUCCGCUGUCGACUGGGGCCCGGUCAAGGAAAUGAUGUCGAAGGGGGACUACAACAGCCUGCCGCCGCCACUGGGGUUCCCCACGAAGACAGAGAUCCCGAUGUUCCUCAACCUUCACGUGUCGAAGCCCGCGGGCGAAGAUUACAUCGUGGUGAAGUUCAUAUCAUUCCUCAACAGGGGGAAGUUCAGCGUCAUCCAGCAGCAGCUGAUCGAUGGCGAGCCCUACGUCCCCGACUGGACCCGCGACCGUCACACGACGCUGAAAACGAUGCACUUGCUGUUCGACAACAUGGGCGGCAUCUUGUUCAAGUACUGGGAGUUCGCGGCGCCAGUCGCGGCGCCAGCGGCCGUCGCGCCUGGUGACGAGGACGGCGUGGAGGUGAAGAAGAGGAAGCUGCGCGUGGGCUUCGACUUCAUCAUGGCAGAGGCGCCGCGCGGGUAUUUUGAUUGCGAGCAAAUGCUGUGGGUCGAGCAUCAGCUCGUCGAUCCAGACAGCCCCGUCCACCACUUCAGGCGCGAGCUCAUUGACAGGGUGCUCGAGAAGAUCCAGGACAGGGACCACUUUGCUGUCAAAGAGACGUAUUACCCGUGCCUGCUUCAUGAUAUUCGCCCAGAGUAUCUGGACAUCGCAAAGCGCAUCAUCAAGACGCUGUUGACGAACACAUUGCUCACCAUUGGCGAGGCCAAGUUUGGCAAGACACCUCUCAUGUACAUCCUGGCAAUGGCCAUCGCGCGCUGGCACGCCGACAUGGAGAAGGCGCGGGGCAACGAGGUCGCGGCGGUGCGGGUGUCGGCCGAGAUGGACUUCUUCCGCGGGGAGGUCGGGGAGAAAUGGGCCCCUUGCAUAUUCGACGACGGGGGCCUCUCCGACCAGCGGCCCCGCGUGCUCAAGGUGCGGGCGGGGAAAAAGCUGGUUGUGGCCGCGUUGCUCGACGCUGGUGUUAUCCCGCGCGCGUCCUGCGUGGUGCGAGAUACCUCCAUCGAUCGGGGGGCCUGCACAGCCUCUUCCCCCCUUCCGCCGCAGGCGUUCUUCGACCCGACACAGAUGCAGGCGAUGACCUAUGUCAGGUGGGGCGCGCCCAAGUUCGUGCGGGGCCAGGCGAGGUUCGGCGGGGAAAACGAGUACAAUGCGUCCGCAGAGCCGUCGCUCGAAGACUGGGUAUUCGCCGUCACCAGUAGCGACAAUGCGAAGAAGACGACGCAGUUCCUCAUCGACAUGAUACUGCCUGCCUUCCCCAAGCACUUCUCCAGCAGUCAGAUCGGGGCGAUGCUGAAGCGGUGCAACACCCUGCUGAACACGAAGACCGCUCUGUACUUCCGCCCAGCUGGCCAGGGUAGCGCUGUCGAGAAGUACCCGCUGUACGAGGGGCACUUGAAACCAGAUGCAGGCAGGGUUCUCUGGGCGCACCUGCAGGACUCCAGCGUUCGCCGCGAUGCCGAGGAGUUCGGCCGUCUGCCCUCGUUCGAGAAGAAGGACAUGGCCGAGCUCAUGGCGAAGCACAUGAAGUCUGCCCGCGCCGCCGCCGCGGCGCUUGAGUACGCAGCCGAGAAGGGCGACGCGGAUGCGGAGGCGGCCGCGGGCGCGCCAGCGGUGCCCAGCCCCCCUGAUGAUUUCGACGAGCAUGGCUUCUUCGGCGGCGCCCCUGAGGCUGCUCCAGUUGUGCCGCGCACGCCAGAGGCGGCUCCGACCACGCGCAUCAAGCUGGAGCCUGGCGUCUGGAAGAACCUGAAGAUCCAGCCAAGCGCCUGCAUCGACCUCAGCACCCCAUCGCCUAAGAAGCGCGAUAUGACGCUGGAGAGGCAGCUCGAGCAGAUCCUGGAUGAGGAGGGGCAGAGGGGAGCCGCAUCGUCUGCGGGCAGCGGGGCCCAGGCUGCGUGA